Molecule: messenger RNA, 3723 nt
Organism: Sipha flava (yellow sugarcane aphid)
Lineage: Eukaryota; Metazoa; Arthropoda; Insecta; Hemiptera; Aphididae
Gene: Gycalpha99B
Product: head-specific guanylate cyclase
Exons: 14
Coding region: 158-2116 (652 amino acids)
Biological process (GO): cGMP biosynthetic process; response to oxygen levels
Cellular component (GO): guanylate cyclase complex, soluble
Molecular function (GO): guanylate cyclase activity; heme binding
Source: RefSeq, a predicted model, not a curated record
UCGCGCCGCCGACUCGAAAAACAGUGUGCUGCAGAAUGUUUCACGUACGGUCGUACGUCCUCUGGUCUCGAUUCGAUCCGCUUUCGUGAUUCAGCCGCAUGGCCGUACGCAUCGCCGUCGUCGCCCCCGAAAAGGUAUAAUCGAUAAAUUCGGAGAAAUGUUUUGUCCGUUCAGCUCCCGUGCUCCGCCCAAGGCGAACGUAACGCAGACCGAACAACAACGACCUUUGAAUUUGAAACAUCUUAGCGAAGCUGUCAAAACUCUCACUUCACCGCCGAACGAUGUGAUUUAUUCAGCUUUCAAGUGCAUAGCCGAAAAAUCCGAUUGUGCGGAAGCCUACGGUAAAAUACUGAGUGAGCUACCUAUUGACUUCUCAAACCCUGAAAUCAAACUCUUGGACAUAAUAUACGAUGUUAUACAAAGUGAAUUUGGUAACGGUGCCAAAGUAGUCGAAACUGUAGGCGCGACGAUCAUACAAGAAUGCCAUGACGACCGACAAAUUCGAGCACUGAAGAGUUUGGGUGGCAACCUGCACCACUUUCUGACCACUUUAGACGGAGUACACGAUGUUCUUCAAUUGGGCGACGAUAAGGAGGCCAGUUCCGACCUCACAUGUCGACCAGGUGAAGAGCCAGGCGUGUUGGAAUUGAACCUCCGGACAAGUAGACCGGAUGGAAAACACGUGGCCCACCUGUUGGCCGGCACACUGUCCGGCGUUGCAGCCAGGUUCUACGGGUCACGACCAGACAUCAGACUUGGCGCGGACCCAAGUGAUCCAUCCUUGUACAGAUACACCAUUAGGACCGCAGCAGUUGGUGAAGAUGUUAAAGACUCCGCCAUCGCUUUGUCGCAUCGAGCCUGUGACCUUAAAAUGGGCGUAACGAGUUUCUGCAAAGCUUUUCCGUGGCAUUUGGUGUUGGACAAACGACUGGAAUUCGUACAGCUGGGCACUGGUUUUAUGAAGCUUUUCGGCAAAUGCUUACAGCAAUUCGGCCGUUCGGUACACACUUAUUUCAAAAUUAGAAGACCGAAGAAUGUGAGGAUUUCAUUUGAUGGCAUCGUGAACAGAGUGAAUUCACCGUUUGUGCUGACACUGUGCUUGCCCGAGCCGUUAAAUCAUCAUUCAGCACAGGGUUUGGAAUUUAAAGGUCAAAUGGUGUUGUGCAAUGAAUCUGAAUCAUUAUUGUUCGUUGGUUCACCACUGCUGGACGGAUUGGACAGCUUGACCAGCCGGAGCCUGUUCAUAUCGGACAUACCAUUACACGAUGCCACCAGAGACGUGAUAUUAAUUGGUGAACAAGCCAGAGCCCAGGAUGGCUUACGAAGAAGAAUGGAUAAGCUAAAAAGUUCAAUCGAAGAGGCAAAUUUGGCCGUUGACAAGGAAAGAGAAAAGAAUGUCAGUCUAUUGCACAUGAUUUUUCCACCAAACAUUGCCAAACGACUGUGGCUUGGGGAAACAAUCGAAGCGAAAACGCACGAUGAAGUGACCAUGUUAUUCAGCGAUAUUGUCGGCUUCACGUCCAUCUGCAGCGGCGCCACACCGUUCAUGGUCGUCAACAUGUUGGAAUGCCUGUACAACAAAUUUGAUGCUUACUGCGGACAUUUGGACAUCUACAAGGUGGAGACGAUCGGUGACGCCUACUGCGUUGCGUCGGGCCUGCACAAGUACAGUUCCAUACACGCGCAGCAAAUCGCAUGGAUGGCGUUGAAGAUGAUCGAAACGUGCAAAACGCAUCACACGCAUGACGGGCAGCCGAUCAGAAUGAGAAUCGGAUUGCACACUGGAUCGAUAUUAGCUGGCGUGGUCGGCGUGAAAAUGCCGAGAUACUGCCUAUUCGGCCAUAACGUGACGAUCGCCAACAAGUUCGAGUCCGGUAGUGAACCGCUGCGGAUAAAUGUCAGUCCUACUACUCACCAGCUAUUGACGAAAAACUCUUCGGGAUUCUCGUUCGAGGAGAGAAGCCGGUCGUGCCUGCCCGUCGGAUUCCCCGAGCACAUACCGGGCACGUGCCACUUCCUGCUGUCGUACGUGCAUCCCGAUAUGUCGACCGACGGCGAACAUGACUUGGACGCUCACAUCGCCGCCGGCCUGCGACAGCUCACCAUGGACAGUUGAACAACGACCGCCGCCUCGUAAACGUACAUUACGGAAGACUUCAUCGUCGUCGCGUUUUAUUAUUGUUCUUUUUUUUUUUAACAUUUUUUUUUUUCUCGUACUCCCGUAGCAGCGUACACAAUACCACCCCGUCCCAAUAUUGCGUAGAACGCAAAAGAAAAUAAAAAGAAAAUAUUACCAACGAUUAUAUCGUAAUUACAGUGUAAAUAAUAAUAUUACGUUAGUGUUCCCGCACACUUACUCCCACCCCGUCACGCCCAAAGCGCGGGCACAGCCGAUUUUAAAGCACUAUAGUAAAAACACUUUUGUAUUCGUACGUAAAAUAAUUACGGACGACGGGCAAACCAUCUCGAGAUCAUAGGAUUGCAAUUUCUUACAGACAGAGAAUCGUCUUUGUUGCGUCUGUGUACAACAAGAGAAUAAAUUGUUUUAUCGCGACGAAUAGAAAAAGAAAAAAAACGUCAUUCACAAUCUCCAAUAACAGCCACUUUUUUUCUAUUCGAGUACGUAAACGGCCGAUCUAACAGUCCGUCGAUUCUUUUGUCCCCAUUGUUUCCACUACGUCUCAUGUAAUGAAAUGUAUUAGUAGCGAGUCAACGACGUUUCGAAACGUUCCUUUUAAUUGAAUAAAAUGUCCGAUCACCAACGUUUCAGGAUCAGGAUCAAAACGUCACGAAUACAAUAUUAUCCUUACAGAAUAUGAAUAGGCAAAAACCGUGACACCGUGUAGCUCGUGUGGUCACUUAAUUAUGGUCUCCGUUUGAUUUAUUCGUUUGAUCACUUAGAAAUUAAUAAAAAAAAAACUAGCAUAAAAAAAAAAAAAAAAACUUUUCGGAGAUUUUGUAAAACUCUUAUGCGUAUAAAAAUACUGUGUUGCAUAUAUCGGAACAUGGUUCGGUAAAAAUAUCUCUCCGGAAGUGAAAUGUUUAAUGUAAGGAACGUAAAACGAGUGUGUAAUUAGAGUAGAUUUACUUGCGCUUCUGGUAAAGGAGAAAAUCAGUAAUUGACAAAGCCUACUGUCCUAACGUCAAAUGUCAAUUUGUAUUUAUCCAACAAUACGUUCGAAAGAACUAAAACUGACAUUUCAAACACAACGAUUACACUCCCUCUUAAUUUUAAUUUUUUUUUUUUUUUUGUAAUCGGAAGUGUGAACCCACACUUAUUCUAAAAUAUUUAAAUCAUUUUUAGAUAUUGGUCUCGUAGUGAAUAGUUGGUGGAAAUAACUAAUUCGCAAAAUCAAAAAUCAAUCAUUGUUUAAAUUAUUUAUGCGAUUUGGAUAGAUUUACAGUAGAUUAUUAGAAUGUGUACAUGGAUAGAUGUACAAGAGUUAUCGUAUCAAAUUAAUCAAAGUCACUUUUUUAUAAAUAUAUCUCCUAAAGUAGAAUAUUACAACGCUUCAUCUUUUCAUUUACAAUUUCUCUUCUCGUUUUCCUUUAUAGUUUUUCGUAAAAUCUUCCUGUACGGCGUAGAAAAUAAUAAUGAAAAAAAUUAUCUUCUGAAUAAAAAACUAAUGUGAUCAAUAAUAUUUCGUAACGAGUUUUGUGUUCCUAGUGUUUAAUGUUUCUAUAAUAAUAAUUUAUAAUUGUUUUAACGUGAAUGUUGUAGCU